This is a messenger RNA of Solanum pennellii, 1155 nucleotides long. RefSeq lists its product as uncharacterized. Bases 166 to 921 code for a protein of 251 amino acids. The record is from RefSeq and is a predicted model, not a curated record. The transcript is spliced from 3 exons. Lineage: Eukaryota; Viridiplantae; Streptophyta; Magnoliopsida; Solanales; Solanaceae.
CUUUGAAAAGAAAAUAUCACAAAAUUACGUUUACAAGGAAGAGAAUAGAGAGAUUAAGGAGGUGAUCAUUAAACAAGGCAGCCUGCAACGAUUUUGAUUAAUUAGCUUCUUAAUUACAAUUUUGUGUUGUUUGCUCAUUGAAAACGCUAAUUAAUAAUACUUAGAAUGGCAUGGUCCCCAAAAUAUGCUGCCAAUGCAUAUCUUGACACCCUCAAAUUGUGUAGCAAACACAAACAAAUGUGCAAUUCAUGUACGGGAACCGAAGAACCCGAGAGCAAUGAAUUCCUAUCAGCAUUAGCAGCUGGAAUGAGCGCGAAGUUAAUAGUGGAAGUCACAACAGAAGGGUCACCCUCAACCGUAGCCUUAGCAGCGGCAGCUCGUCAAACAGGGGGCAAAUUAGUCUGCAUUAUUCCGGAACCGAUACUUGACAAAACCCAAAAAGUAAUUCAAGAAACAGGGCUAAAUGACAUGGUAGAAUUCAAAACAGGGGACCCUGUUGAAGUCUUACACAAUUACGAAAACAUUGAUUUCUCAUUAGUAGAUGGCAAGACAGAUGAUUAUGAAGUGUUGAUGGAGAAACUUGACGUUAAUCCAAGAAGAUCAGUGGUCGUUACGAAUAAUGUACAAGGGAAGAAAGGGAUAGGAGGACAUUUAAAGAAAGUGGAGAAUAAGGUAAAGGUAAGAUCACUACAACAUCCAAUUGGUAAAGGAUUAGAAGUUACAAUGAUUGGUAAAAGCACAGAGUUUGGUAAAAAGGAAAAUAAGAGCAAAUCAGGAUGUUAUUCCCAUUUAAUUAGAGGGGGUGACAAAAAAAAUGGACAUGUAGUGAAAAAGGGUGAUAAGAGCAAAUGGGUUUUUGUUGUUGAUGAAAAAAGUGGGGAAGAACAUAUUUAUAGGAUGCCAAAAUCAUCUACACCUUGAUAAAAAGAUGUGAUUUUCCAAGUGAACUGAAGAAAAAUGUGAAGGCACUUGUAAAAUGAGUUUUUUUUUUAAUUUAAAUUUUUUAUGUUAUACCCUUUUUUCUAAUUUCUAUUUCCAUCCCUUUUUAUUGGAGAUUGUUGGGUGUAUUUAGGAGAGGAGAUAGUGAAUUUACAUUGUGAAUGCUCUCUUGUUACUUUGUUAGAGUUUUUGGCUAAAUUCGUUCCUUAAUUAUAA